AUGAAUAUUUUGUCCUGUAGUAAAAGUUCUACUACUCUAUCAUCCGGACGAGAUAUAAUAGAUAGAUGUUUUAUAACUUUUGAUCAAUUGAAUGAUGUCAAUUCGCAAUUGUUAUCAUGUAAAAGAAAGAAAGAAAGAAAAAUGUAUCAAUUUAUAAAGAGUCUUUUACCAACGAGAACAAAUCAGAUAAAACGACAAGAGAUGAUAGAGGAUAUCUCUGAAACUGUACAAGAAGCAAAACAAGAUGUAACUAGUGGACAGGAUAUAGAAUUUGAACUAUCAUUGGCUAUCAAUAGAACAUCUACAACAUUAGAUAAAUUAGAAGCACAAAAAGAUGAACAAACUAAAAAAUUACAAUUAAUGGAGAAAACAUUAUCGGAUCUAUCAAAGUAUGAAUUGAGUGAUCAACAAAAACAAAGAAGAGAUACAUUGGAGAAACAGCUGAAUGAAGUCGUUAAGAAACAGCUGAAGGAGACAGAGUUGGAGAUUGACGAGCUCACGAGAAAACUAUUGGUGCUCUACAACAAGAGAGACAUCAUCGCUCAGAAGAAGGUCAAUGCUCAAGAUGGAAUAGAAGGUGCGAUAUCACUGCCAUUAGCAAAUUCACAGGAUAUCAGAUUGGAUAGUUUAGAUGGUGAACAAAUGGUUGGUGCAGAUUCAAUUAAAACAACCGAAGCGACAACAACAACAACAACAACAACUACUUCUCCAACUCCUACACCUACUUUUAUAACAACAGAUCAAACUAUAACCAAUAAUGAAGAAGAUGAUUUAACAAAUAGUAUAGCAAGUGAUUCAAAUAGUAUAGUAUAA
Molecule: messenger RNA, 813 nt
Organism: Heterostelium album PN500
Lineage: Eukaryota; Evosea; Eumycetozoa; Acytosteliales; Acytosteliaceae
Exons: 5
Coding region: 1-813 (270 amino acids)
Source: RefSeq, a predicted model, not a curated record